Molecule: messenger RNA, 1677 nt
Organism: Alternaria arborescens
Lineage: Eukaryota; Fungi; Ascomycota; Dothideomycetes; Pleosporales; Pleosporaceae
Exons: 1
Coding region: 1-1677 (558 amino acids)
Source: RefSeq, a predicted model, not a curated record
AUGCGACCAUACCACAUAUUCCGUACCUGGAUAUGGGAGUUACUUGCUCUCGUACUGGCGAUCGGCCUGAUUAGCGCCAUUACCGCCCUCCUUGCGAUAUAUGACGGUAAACCGGCACCUCAUUGGGGUUUCCGCCUCAACUUCAAUGCACUGCUCGCCCUCCUGUCGACAAUUCAUCGCGCUAUGGUGGUCGUCAUUGUUUCCCAGGUCAUCUCACAAAGGAAGUGGGAGUGGUUUGCAGGAGAUCGCACUCGCCCCUUGGCCGACUUACAGCAAUUUGACUCUGGAAGCCGUGGCAGCUUUGGCGCUCUGCUCCUUAUACCAACCGUCAUAUGGAAGGAUGUGGUGACGCUGAUUGCUGCAAUUGUCCUGCUCGCCUCUUUUCUGGUAGGCCCAUUUGUUCAACAGGCCAGUCGAACGUCAGAGUGCUCAUUUCCUGCACUGGGGAUGAAUGCGUCGAUCCCUUUUGCUCACUAUGUUCCUCGGAGCGGUGGCUAUUACGAUGUAGCUGAAUCGCCUACAAUGGCUCCUGGUAUACCGACACCUGACAUUGCUGCAGCCAUUCUGUCUAGCAUCAUGGCUCCCGAAGGCGUGGAAAAUCAGAUCAACCCUAGUUGCAGCUCAGGCAACUGUACGUUUCCGGAAGGUGAUCCAGAAGGACUUCAAAAUGGGAACAUCGGCGAUGAUAACCUUGUGUCAUACUCUACAGUUGGGAUGUGCAACAUUUGUGCUGAUGUCGUCUCUCUUGUUACUGCUAAGGAUUUGGACGCGACAACGAACGAGACUCGUUACACACUACCCAACGGCUUCAAUUUCACUUACGACAGACCUCAGACUGGUACCAAGGUGGCGGAAAUUUGGCCAACUGAAGACCUCGAAUGGAUGGCAGACCUGUUCACGCCAGAACUAAGGGCUGCAUCUAGGUGGGCCUACAUCAACGCCACUUUCAUGGGAAGAGGGAGAGGCUCCAUCCAAGAUAAUGCCAACUUGACUGCAGUCAUGUGUAGUUUGUACCCUUGUCUACGUACAUACACUGUUUCUAUUACCAACAAUCAGCUCGACGAAAGAGAGAUCAGAUCAGACGUCUUACAGGCUGAUACAAGAGGUCAGGAAUCCAACCCUAAUGGGAUCGAGAGCUGGAGUAGUUCGAACAACCCAUGGUAUCACUACACGGCGGUCAAAGCCCCAUGCCGCAUUGGAGAGAACGUUUACGACGAGGAAACCAUGUCUUCUCUACCUAAUGCAACCAACUUGACUCUAUACAGUCUUGCUAAUACCACGGGAGACGAUUUAACAUCUUUCCGAUAUGAAUAUCGAAAUGUUUCAGCCCCCGAGCAAUGCAUAUAUCGACAGAAUGCACAAUUCGUGCAAGCAAUUUCGACUGUAUUCCAUAAUGAAAUCUUCGUAGGAGACUGUAAUCUCUACAAAGGUCUGCAAUGCUACAAGCACAACUAUGAGAAAAACUCUGGCAUGCUUACAGACCUUGGCGCUGGCGCUGUACUGCGUACGUUAUUCAACGAUGGAGCAAUGCAUUUCCAUAAUGUCAAUUACUGGUUCAACUCAUUCACGAAUGCCAUGACCAGCCGGUUCAGGUUUGAGUACGGCACCAAUCCUUUCAACGACACAAUACGUAGCGCUCUUCUUUCUGAUAGAGGCCUGGAUCCUUCUUUAAGUUAA